AUUGGCAGUCCUGCAUGUCAUUUUAACAUGUCAUAUGUGUUUUGACAAAUUGGUAAUUUUAUUUAAGAAAAAAUAAUUGUAUAAUAUUGAUUAGGGGGAAAUGGUUAUAAUUCACGAUGAAUACUGGAUCAACUCACGACAUCGUAGUUGAAGUCCUGCAAAGAGCUUCAAGUCAAAAUCCGGAAGUGUUAAAACCGGCUGAAGCAAAAUUACGGGAAUGGGAGACUCAACCAGGAUUUUACACUGUUUUAUUUAAUGUAUUAUCUAAUCACACUCUAGAUGUAAAUGUAAGAUGGAUUGCAGUUUUGUAUAUAAAAAAUGGUAUAGAACGAUACUGGAGAAAAAACGCACCAAAUGCUAUUUUAGAGCCAGAAAAACAAAACAUCAAACAUGGUUUAAUUUUAAGUUUUAACGAACCCGUUAGUCAGAUUGCAGUUCAAAGAGCUGUUUUAAUUUCAAAAAUAGCACGAAUUGACUGUCCUAAAGAAUGGCCGGAAUUGUUUCCUACUUUAUUACAAGUAGUUGAAAAUCCUGAUUCUCUAGUCCAACAUAGAGGAUUUUUAACUCUACAUCAUGUUGUCAAAGCAAUUGCUUCAAAACGACUAACAGGCGAUCGACGUUUUUUCCAAGAGUUUUCCAGUAAUAUUUAUUCAUUUGUAUUAAAUUUAUGGAAUAAUUUCACUCAACAAUUUAUGAAUGAUGUAAUGAAAGGUGCAGAGUCACAAGUAGUUCUCACAAAUCUAGAAAAAGCACUAUUGACUUUGAGGAUUUUGAGGAAAUUGACUGUUUUUGGUUUCUAUAAACCCAAUCAAAACCAAGAUUGUAUGAGAUUUUUAAAAGUGAUUUUUGAUAGAGCUAAAAUGGCAUUACAAUGCAGGAAACAUUUGAGAGAUAAAGAAUUGGUGGAACAAUGCGAAAAAUUCAUUACUCAUUUAACGAAAGUUUUAAUAUCGGUCUUGGAUGUUCAUCCAUUUUCUUUCAUUGAUUUCAUUCAACCAUCACUAGAAUUUACGACUUAUUUUCUUUUCACUCCAGAUGGGAUUAAUUUUUUGUUUGAGCGUUUUAUCAUUCAAUGUUUUAAUUUAAUCAAAAAUAUUUUAUUAUGUGUGGAAUAUAAGCCGCCGAAAAUUCUCGAAAUGUGUAAACAGGAGGAAACACUCAAGGCACAUGAGAUCAAAAUAAAUUUUUUUCAAGUCAAUACUUUGACGGAAAUUUGUCGUAAAUUAGUUUCACAUUAUUUCAUUUUGACACAAGAAGAGCUUGAAAUGUGGGAUGCUGAUCCUGAAACGUUUGCGAACGAUGAAAGUGGAGAUAGUUGGAAAUAUAGCUUGAGGCCUUGUAUGGAGACUGUUUUUGUGACGAUUUUUCACGAAUUUCGAGACACUUUAGCCCCGGUUUUACUAGAAAUGAUCCACGAAACGAAUUGUAUUGUGUCACCUGAAGACACUCAAGGUAUAUUACGUAAAGAUGCCGUUUAUAACGCCGUUAAUUUAGCCGCGUAUGAUCUUUACGACGAAGUCGAUUUUGAUUCGUGGUUUGCCAAUACUUUGACACAAGAAUUGAAAGUGAAACACAACAAUUAUCGAGUGAUUCGACGAAGAGUUUGUGCUUUAAUUGGUCGUUGGACUGGUAUUAAAUUAUCAUCAGAAUUAAGGCCUGCUUUGUACGAAUGUGUUAUUAAUUUAUUGGGUCCUGAUGAAGACAUGGCUGUUAGAUUGACAGCUUCUGCGACUUUACGUCACGCAGUUGAUGAUUUUGAGUUUAGUUCUGACCAAUUUCGCGAUUAUUUAGACCCGGCAUUUAAUUUAUUGUUUAAUUUAUUGAAAGAAGCAAAUGAGUGUGAAACAAAGAUGCAUGUUUUGAAUGUGAUGACUUUAAUGGUGGAGAGAGUAGGACAGACUAUUAAACCACAUACUGAUGCUUUGAUUCAUUAUUUACCACUGUUGUGGACCGAAUCUGAAGAUCAUAAUAUGUUAAGAUGUGCGAUUGUGUCUACUUUAGUUCAAUUGGUCAAAGCUUUGGGGUCUGUUAGUUCGGAAUUGAAUCCGUUUUUGUUACCGAUUAUCCAAUUAGGGACUGAUACAAAUCAAAGUGCUAUUGUUUAUCUCUUGGAAGAUUGUCUCGAAUUGUGGUUAACGGUUUUGGAAAAUUCGACUACAAUGUCUAAUGAGCUUUUACAAUUAUUUAAUAAUAUGCCAGCUUUGUUGGAAUAUUCAACUGAGAAUUUAAGACUUUGCUUAUUGAUUGUGUUGGUUCACACUUUAUUAGCACCGGAUCUUGUCAUGCGAACACACGGAGUUCAAGUGAUUACGGUUUGUGAUAAUUUAAUGGCAGAUAUGAAGAAUGAAGGAAUUGUCAUGUUGAUAAGAAUGUUGGAGAUUUUUAUACGAUCCUCGCCAAUUCUUGGGUGCGAGACUGUUUUCCCUAUUUUACCGCGAAUUUUUCAAAAAAUCUACGAGGGUGAGGACUAUCCUCUUCUCAUGUCAAUGUACCUGUCGAUUCUCGCACGUGUUUUACUAUCAUCGCAUGAUGUUUUUACACGUGUUUUGCGUACUUUGGCUCAAGUCCAUAAUGAAACGGACGAAAAUGUCCUUGGAAAAAUUCUAAAUGUUUGGUUAUCGAAAAUGCCAAUGGUGUCUCAAUUGGAGCAACGCAAACUUUUGGGUUUAGCAUUGACGAAUUUAUUGACGACGCAGAGUAGACCAGUGUUUCAGCGAUUUGCCACAGUUAUGGUUAAUAUUUUGGAAUGUUUGAACGAUAUGGAAGAUUCGCUGUUGUUGUCCGAUGGUCGUAGUCCAAAUGAUUAUGAUGAUGUUGUUCCAUAUGAAACCGAUCAUGAUCAGAGGAAAAAACAAUUGAUUUUAUCGGAUCCGGUCCAUACGAUAGUUUUGAAAGAUUAUUUGCAAUCACAAAUGUAUGAACUUAGGAAUCAGAUUGGGUUACCUCAAUACGAACAACUUCUACAAACUAUCGAUCCUGAUACUAUUUCGCAAUUGAAGGGAUAUAUUACAUUGUGAGGAACAUAAUUUAAAAGAAAUGAAAUUCUAUCUUUAGCAAUAUCUUAUUAUUUUUGUUAUAUUUUUGUAACAUACCGAUCAUUUGUUUAUUCAAACUAAUUUAUUCAUUACAUGGCUUAGCUAAUUUGAAUUCAACUGAUUUUAAACCUACAUGUAUAUGAUUGUACCAAAUAAAAUAUAAUAAAAAACUGU
Molecule: messenger RNA, 3209 nt
Organism: Tribolium madens (black flour beetle)
Lineage: Eukaryota; Metazoa; Arthropoda; Insecta; Coleoptera; Tenebrionidae
Product: importin-11
Exons: 10
Coding region: 117-3017 (966 amino acids)
Biological process (GO): protein import into nucleus
Cellular component (GO): nuclear envelope; cytosol
Molecular function (GO): small GTPase binding
Source: RefSeq, a predicted model, not a curated record